GGUGCUGAGCUUGAUUUGAGCCGCAUGGCACAUGGACAACACUGGCAAAAGUGCCGAGAGGAACCUUAGCACCAACGAUGAUCGUAGCAAUGUAUCCAUUAUGAUGAUUUCAUGCUGUGUUGUUCUCCUCUUAACGUUCAUGUUCUGUUUUUUACGGCCCUUUGCUCAGUACUACGGUGUUACGCUCGGUAAAAGCCAUCUUCGGAUAUUGGUCUCCAUCAGCAAUAUCCUUGUUGGCACGCACUUAGUUCUACCCCAUUCUCUCAGUUUCUCUUUGAUUACAUCAGAUUCGUGGUUCUCCAGCAUUUAAACUCGCGUUGAUCUACUGUAGAAGUAGUUGAUCUUUCCCUGACUGAAUACAGUUUAGUUAUCUCGUAUAUAAUUAGUCCAGAUGGAUCUAUAAUCGACUCG
Messenger RNA from Suillus subalutaceus, 411 nucleotides. RefSeq lists its product as uncharacterized. NCBI's taxonomy places the organism in Eukaryota, Fungi, Basidiomycota, Agaricomycetes, Boletales, Suillaceae. The record is from RefSeq and is a predicted model, not a curated record. Bases 32 to 310 code for a protein of 92 amino acids. The transcript is spliced from 2 exons.